This is a messenger RNA of Xiphias gladius (swordfish), 1146 nucleotides long. Its product is annotated as profilin-2-like. Gene Ontology annotation, cellular component: cytoplasm. Lineage: Eukaryota; Metazoa; Chordata; Actinopteri; Istiophoriformes; Xiphiidae. Gene Ontology annotation, molecular function: actin binding. The transcript has 5 exons. The coding region runs from base 307 to 735 and encodes 142 amino acids. The record is from RefSeq and is a predicted model, not a curated record. Gene Ontology annotation, biological process: regulation of actin filament polymerization; positive regulation of actin filament bundle assembly.
CCUGCUCGCGGUCCUACAGUCGGUCUCAACUCGUGCUCUCUCCUGUACCUGCCCGUUUGCAGGCCGCACGUAGACAAACCCCGACGGGCUCCUCGGUCGUUCAGCCCCGUCCACACUGGAUUUAUUUCUGAGGUGAGACAGAGAGAGAGAGAGAGACACUGGGUGACAGUGAGAGAGGCAGGAAGCUGCCUGCAGGCUGGGAGUGGUCGGACGUAUAAAAGACGACUCUCUUCCUUCUUUCUGCAUUAGACCGCUCUCUUCCCCUCCUUCCUUACACCUGAGACUCUGAGACUCUACCUACACAGGAUGUCGUGGAACGCAUACGUCGAUUCCCUGAAGAUGCCUGACGAAAAAGGGAUUGUCGCCGUCGAGGAGGCAGCACUCUGCGGGAUACUACCUGGGAAAGAGGGUGUGUGGGCCAGCUCGGAGGGACUAGCCAGCAUCACAGAAGAUGAAAUCAAGAAGCUGGCUGGUGAUAGGAAGGAUUUCGGCCAAUGCGGCCCCUGCAUUGCGGGGGUAAAGUGCAGGAUGAUCCGAGAUAGCAUGGAUGAUGAAACGUUGCACAGCCUGGACUUAAAGACUGCAUCAGACAAUGAAGGCAACACCUACAAUAUAUGCGUAGGAAAGAGUGAAUCAGUUCUUAUCAUCGCUAAGGGCACCAAAGAGGCCAAUGGUGGGCAGAUCUCCUCGAAGGUGACCACGAUAGUUAAGUACCUGCGAGACAAAAAAAUGUAAAACCCGAUGGCCACUGACCUCUCCUGUUCUCAACAAACAAGGUGGCUGCCACACCCCACCCCGCUGCUCCCUGCCUAUCGACUCCAGAAAACGGCCACUGUUCUGAACCUCUGCAGUUUUUUAUUAUCUUGAACUUCCAGGUGUAUUUUUCUUCCAUCAGGGAAAAAAUAAAGUGUUUAAAGUUUUAAUCAUUUAGUGAAUGAGUGAUGAAUGUGAACACAUUCACAUACAUGUAGCAGUUGACUGUGUGUUGAAGUGUGUUCACACCUGAGCUGACUGUACACCUGUGGUGAUGUUGUUUAAAGCAGUAAGCCAGUGUUAUAUUUUUUUGUAGUGGAGAUAGACCUGCAUCCGAUCACAGCUCUUUUCACAGGCCUGAAAAAUAAAAAGACCAACAUGUUUAUUAAAACA